Molecule: messenger RNA, 856 nt
Organism: Homalodisca vitripennis (glassy-winged sharpshooter)
Lineage: Eukaryota; Metazoa; Arthropoda; Insecta; Hemiptera; Cicadellidae
Product: protein FAM32A-like
Exons: 2
Coding region: 316-636 (106 amino acids)
Cellular component (GO): nucleolus
Source: RefSeq, a predicted model, not a curated record
ACAUCACGUUGACGUCAUAUUCUCUCUCAUUCUGUUCAGUUCAGUUCAGUCGUUCGGGGUUUAGUCAUCAACACAAGUUACUAAGUGAGUAGUGUUUUGUUGUUGUUAGAUAACUGUCUUUUCAAAUUUUAUUGCUAUUAACAUCUCAGAAAGUUUUUAUAUUUUUAAAUAUCAGGAUUAAUUAUCCUAAAGAGCGUGUUUGUUGUCGGGAUUUGUAUAAAAUGUAUAAUUUGGAUUUAUAACAAGUCACUGCAUAGUUUCUGUUUUGUAUUACAACAAAUAGCCUAAUACAUCAACUAGAAUUUACUUGUAACCAUGUCAGAGUAUGAUGAGAUCGUGAAAGGUCCAUUGAAGUUAAAAUCUGGUGGUGUACAGAAAAGUAAAAAGAAAAAUAAGCACAACAAAAAACUGUUAGAGCAAGUGUCUAAUGAUGCGGAAUCAGCCAAGGAAGACAAAGUUGAAGUUACAGCAACCAAAGCAGAAAUAGCUUUUCAAAAAAUGCAAGAAAAGAUGCAAAAGGAAAGAAUUUUACAGAAAGCCUCUAUGACUCACAAACAAAGAGUGGAAGAAUUCAACAGACAUCUGGAUAGCCUCACUGAACACUUUGAUAUUCCUAAAGUCAGCUGGACAAAAUAAAAGUUUAUUUUUAUAUUUUGGACUUUUUUAAUCAGCCAAAAAUUAUUAAGAAAUUUUGUGAUUAUGUAUUCUAAUAGACUAUAAACUUUAUUGUGACUCUGUAUGGGAUGACAACAGUGUUUACUCAGGUAUAGUGUGGGCUGGAAUAUAGUAAGAUGCCACCACCACAAUCAUAUAUUAGGAUAAAACAUACGUGGCUCAAAAUGGAAUUAAGAGAGCC